UCUCUCACGCUGCACUGAGGAGAGCUCACUGCUACAGCCUGCCUCUCCUCCUGGGAGCACAUCGCCUCUCCAUUGACAAGAAGCACACAUCCUGACUCCUCCCGUUGCGCUGACUGGAGGAGCACCAUACAAGGAGGUACUUUUGAUGCUGGACACAAUAUUUUCACAUCUGUCACACAAGGACCAUAACAGAUCACAUGCAGUCGCAGCAAAAUGCGGAAGUGGUCGGCGAUCCAAAUGGCUCCCGGGUUAUCUUCUCCGGGGAGCCUGGAGUUUCAUCAGGUCAGCAAAUACUAACGUCUCCGGAGCUGACCCACGAGGUGGUCAUCUCUCCUGGACUCCCUCCGCCUCCCGUGAGUCCUUUUCGCUCCGCAGGAUUGCCAUUUGGAGAGCACAAGUUGUCAGAUGUGAAUGGAAGUGGACCAACAACCCUCAGCUUUGGAUCUUACUAUGGCCCCUCACAGUUGCAUGGUGGCCUGUCCAACGGUGACCAGGGCUCAUCCACUUCAACCCGUAGCUGGACUCCCACCCGGGAGGAGAGGCUGAUCAAGUUCUCGGGAAUCGGUCCAGUGGAUGAAACUGGGAUGCCCAUUGCCUCCAGAUCAAGUGUGAACAAGCCCAGAGACUGGUACAAGAGCAUGUUCAGACAGAUUCACAAGAAGCCAGAGGAAUCCGAUCUGGAGGAUUCGGAGCGGCGGUCGGCCGAACGCCUCCAGCUCUCUGCCAACACGGAGGAAAGUAAUGAAGCAGACAAGAACCUCUUCAGACUGACGCCUCAUGGAGCUCUACCGGACUGGAGCGAGGAUGUAGAUAAGGUAUCAGACCCGGGAAAGCAGCCCCCUGAACCGAGGAGCAUAUUCGACUUUGAGCCUGGGAAGAGCAGCACCUCAGGAAUCUACAGCCAGGUUCAUGUAUCUCCGAAGAAACAACCUGACACGGCAAAGUCCCCAUCAAUUGAGGCCAGUCUCGUCACUGAGCUGAGUCGGUUUGAGGCUGAGCUGGACUCGGAGAUCCAGGGCCUGGAGAGGAGUCUUUCCCAGAAGAAGCAGCAUCGAGGCCGGGGUGAGGAGGCCAGAGGCGGGGAUCCGGUAACUGCUCCAAAGACUGAGACUCCAUACUACAGCAAUUCAUCGGCAGCAAGGCCGCCUGUCCAUCACCCUGUUGGCACAUCCCUGACAUCUGCUCCCACUUAUGUAGAUCGUCUUUCCCCUGCAAAUGACACCAUGGAGCUCCCAACCAAGAAAGAAGAGAAAAGGAUGAAAGCAGCGCGAGCCAAGUUCAAUUUCCAGGCUCAGUCCCCCAAGGAGCUCAUGCUGCAGAAAGGCGACAUUGUUUACAUCCACAGGCAGGUCGAUGCCAACUGGUUUGAAGGAGAGCAUCACGGAAGAGCUGGCAUUUUCCCCACAUCCUAUGUGGAGAUUCUGCUUCCUUCCGAGAAGCCGACGCCUAUUAAGUCCCCCACUCUGCAGGUGUUGGACUACGGGGAAGCCGUGGCUCUGUUUAACUUCAACGCUGACCUACCUGUGGAACUUCCUUUUCGGAAAGGUGAGACGAUCAAUAUAAGCAGGCGUGUUGACGAGAAGUGGUUAGAAGGGAGGAUCUCUGGGACCACCCGCAGCGGCAUCUUCCCGGCCAGUUAUGUCCAGGUCAACAAGAUGCCCCGCACCAGAUUCUCGACUGAUGACUUCCCACCAGGCCCUCUGUCUUCAGGCUCCCCCGCACCUCAGAGUCCAGGGCGUCCGCUACACUCACCCUGCCCGCGGUCACCGUUGUCCCCUCUCACCCCCACCUCCCUCAGCCCCAAACCUGAGCACUCCCCACUGAAGCCAUCCUCCCCUGUGCCUUAUGGCAGCCCAGUUUCACAGUCGCGCUCCCCCACCCAGUCGCCCGUAGCCAAAGAAACGGCCAAUCGGUGGCCCUGCAAAAACGCUUCACUCGGCAACCAGAACAGCCACUGGACCGGGACGCACUCCGCUGACCACAGCUCGGGGGCGAGAGCCGCGUCACCUUCCACUCAGCCAUCGGCGGCCGCACACAGAGCAGGAGCUUCCACAGCCAACACGUCUCCCAGAUACACUGGCCCCCCACAGAGUGCGAUCCCAAACCAGGCUGCUCGAUUUAAUGCACACGCUAACUCCCUGCCACAAACACAAGUGCCAAACAACCCGGAUUCGACAGUGGUGCAAUGCCAACCAUAUAAAGCUGUUUACAACUACAAACCACAGAAUUCAGAUGAGUUGGAGCUCAGAGAAGGAGACGUUGUGAGAGUGAUGGAGAAAUGCGAUGAUGGCUGGUUUGUAGGUACGUCAGAACGGACUCGUGCUUUUGGGACUUUUCCAGGGAAUUACGUGGCACCUUUUUGAUCUCCUCACUUCCUGAUUGCCCGCAUCCACCUGGACUCAUAAGAGCUUAACUGACCACUCACCCGGCUCUCUCCAACAGAUCCCUCUAUGACACUCUAGCCUUUCUUCGUCCCAUCACACCCACCACACUCCCAAACCUAGUCAGACCUGCAUGUUCACUCUGUUUUCCAGAACAGAGGGGAAGGCAGGGACAAUGAGUGGUUUCUCACCUCACCUCCCUGCAUAUGUGCAUGUGUGUGUGUGUGUGUGUGCCACUGAGUCUUGGAGAGUGUUUUCACACACACACGCACCAUUUGAGAGGAAAGAAUGAAUGCUGAUGAUACUGUUUCGGAUGCAAAGAAUGGACUUUUUUGUUCCACAACUAUUUGCAGCUGCAGGACAUUUGCAUUCCUUCCCAGUGACCAGUGCUGCUCCUCCUGAGGUCCUGGCACAAGUAUGACGCUGCCUUCGGUGUCACCACUGCGCCGUCACAAACCACUGCUGAGAAUGAGUGAAAUAGGAUGGCACAUGUUUCAGGCACUGCGAUUGAUCGUUUCCUUCAAAUAUCUUACUCAGAUUUUCUUUCAGAUCUCUGAAAAUACCAUGGACAAGUUUGAGGAAACCACAUGAACGUAUGUGCUCAAAGUAAAGCUCAGCGAGGGCUCGGACAUGCCAAGAGAAGUUUACAGCCUUUCACGAGCAAAUAUAAUUAAUGUGUGUACUGUCUUCACAAGCAAGUUAUUCAUUAAAGAAUAUUUGGCUUAUUUGUGGAUCUCUCUCAAGCCGUGAAGUGGAAUGAAAAUGGUUAAAGUAACUUAUCAUGUAAUGUGCUAAGAGAAGUUGCUUUGCUCUGAAAUUGAAUGUCAAACCGCUGUAAAUUGUAGAUCAGCUGCAUUGAAUAACUCUCAAAGUAAAAAAUGGAGAAAGAGAUUCUAAAGCAAAUGGUUGAAUGAUCUUUGGAAGUAUUUUAAGUAAAGCUAUAUGUGCCAAAUCUGACCUUUCACUUUUAAAUGAUCCAUUUAACAAUCCCAGCUCAUUUCUUUCUGCUUAGACAAUGUUAGGAUUAACAUUAUCCAUUUGACUAUUUCUAAAUUCAGUUAUGUUUGUAUCAGUGCAACCAUUGAUAAGUUUUGCAAUUUUAUAUGAAUAUUCAUGAUUGUACAGACCUUUUAUCAAAUUGAAAGUAUAAUAUAUAUUUGAUUAUAAAACAAUGUAUUGCAUAUGUAUGGUACGUAAUUUUUUUCAUUAAACAUUACAGAGUGAUACUGAAA
Pseudoliparis swirei is the source of this 3613-nucleotide messenger RNA. It is a transcript of the gene sorbs3, whose product is annotated as sorbin and SH3 domain containing 3. Gene Ontology annotation, molecular function: protein binding. The coding region runs from base 198 to 2363 and encodes 721 amino acids. The record is from RefSeq and is a predicted model, not a curated record. The transcript is spliced from 22 exons. Lineage: Eukaryota; Metazoa; Chordata; Actinopteri; Perciformes; Liparidae.